Messenger RNA from Ricinus communis (castor bean), 1724 nucleotides. RefSeq names its product isocitrate dehydrogenase [NADP]. Bases 175 to 1416 code for a protein of 413 amino acids. NCBI's taxonomy places the organism in Eukaryota, Viridiplantae, Streptophyta, Magnoliopsida, Malpighiales, Euphorbiaceae. The record is from RefSeq and is a predicted model, not a curated record. Gene Ontology annotation, cellular component: mitochondrion. Gene Ontology annotation, biological process: isocitrate metabolic process. The transcript has 16 exons. Gene Ontology annotation, molecular function: NAD binding; magnesium ion binding; isocitrate dehydrogenase (NADP+) activity.
GUUACAAAUAUAUAAAGCAUUGUAUCUUUCUUCACAUGCCGUCUCCUACCUUCUCUGUUCAUUCUCACUAAUUUCCACAUCUAAACUGUUACAGUAGGAGCUAGAACUCUCCUCCUCCCUAUCUCUUUCAUCUUUAAACUCAAAACCCAUUUUCCAUUUUUUUCUUUAGUUAUCAUGGCUUUCGAGAAGAUCAAGGUUGCCAAUCCCAUUGUUGAGAUGGAUGGAGAUGAAAUGACUCGGAUUUUCUGGAAAUCAAUCAAGGAUAAGCUUAUUUUCCCCUUUUUGGAGCUAGACAUAAAGUACUUUGACCUUGGUCUUCCUCAUCGUGAUGCCACUGAUGACAAAGUUACAAUUGAAAGUGCAGAAGCUACGCUUAAGUACAAUGUAGCAAUCAAGUGUGCAACGAUAACUCCAGAUGAAGCUCGUGUAAAGGAGUUUAACUUGAAGCAGAUGUGGAAGAGUCCAAACGGGACAAUCAGGAAUAUUCUAAAUGGUACUGUUUUCAGAGAACCAAUUAUUUGCAAGAAUGUUCCACGGCUUGUCCCAGGUUGGACAAAGCCAAUUUGCAUUGGCAGACAUGCGUUUGGUGAUCAAUACCGGGCAACUGAUGCAGUAAUUAAAGGAGCUGGAAAACUCAAACUGGUGUUUGUACCUGAAGGACAGGAUGAGAAGACAGAGUUAGAGGUUUACAACUUUACAGGUGCUGGGGGAGUGGCAUUGUCCAUGUACAACACUGAUGAGUCCAUUCGUGCUUUUGCUGAUGCUUCUAUGAACACUGCAUACCAGAAGAAAUGGCCACUUUAUCUUAGCACAAAAAAUACCAUCCUUAAGAAGUAUGAUGGAAGAUUCAAGGACAUUUUUCAGGAAGUCUAUGAGGCCAGCUGGAAAUCAAAGUUUGAGGCUGCUGGGAUAUGGUAUGAACACCGGCUUAUUGAUGACAUGGUGGCUUAUGCUCUCAAGAGUGAAGGUGGUUAUGUAUGGGCAUGCAAGAACUAUGAUGGAGAUGUGCAGAGUGAUUUCUUAGCCCAAGGUUUUGGAUCACUUGGAUUAAUGACGUCUGUGCUGGUUUGCCCAGAUGGAAAGACGAUUGAAGCAGAGGCAGCCCAUGGUACUGUUACUCGACACUACAGAGUUCAUCAGAAAGGUGGUGAAACCAGCACAAACAGUAUUGCUUCUAUUUUUGCUUGGUCACGAGGUCUUGCACACAGGGCUAAAUUGGAUGACAAUGCUAGACUCUUGGAUUUCACUGAAAAGCUUGAAGCAGCUUGUAUUGGAGUAGUGGAGUCUGGAAAGAUGACCAAGGAUCUUGCAUUGCUCAUUCAUGGAUCCAAGGUUACUCGAGAUCAGUAUCUCAAUACCGAAGAGUUCAUUGAUGCAGUGGCAGCAGAUCUGGCAGAAAGACUCAGCAAAGCGUAAUUGCCAUGGUAGGUGACAUGAAGAAUGAAGCGGAUGAAAUAAAAGAGAAAGGGAAAGAUAAGGGGUUAUGGCUCUUAUUUGUUUACCAUGUUAGAUUUAGCAGACCCCUCAUGUUUGAUUUACUUCCAUAUCAUUUUCAAUGCGAUUAUUAAUGGUGCACUAUAAACUAAAAUGGCCUUUAUUUUAUGUCUACUGUCUUGCAUGCUAAGGUUAGAAUUCUCCUCUUCACUAUUCUCAAGGGAAUAUGCUUAUGUUUUUGACAAAAUCCUGAAGGGAAUAUGGAAAGGCAUGGAGCUUAAUUAGGUUAA